AGCGGCAGUCCCAUGGUCCGGCGGCGGGAUGGCGGCGAAAGGGGCCGCGCUGCUGCUGCUGCUGCUCGGGGCGGCAGCGGCGCCGGGCCCGGUGCGGGGCUCGCAGGGGGAUCGGGAGCCCGUGUAUCGGGACUGCCUGGCCCAGUGCGAGCGGCGCAACUGCUCGGGGGCCGGCCUGCGGCACUUCCGCUCCCGGCAGCCGCUCUACAUGAGCCUGACAGGCUGGACCUGCAGAGAUGAUUGUAAAUAUGAGUGCAUGUGGCUUACAGUGGGGCUUUAUGUCCAGGAAGGUUACAGAGUGCCUCAGUUUCAUGGCAAGUGGCCCUUUUCCCGCUUCCUGUUCUUCCAGGAACCUGCUUCUGCCUUUGCCUCUUUCCUUAACGGACUUGCCAACUUUGUGAUGUUGACUAGAUACAAAGCAUCCGUCCCGCCUUCAUCUCCCAUGUACCACACCUGUAUCGCCUUUGCCUGGGUUUCAUUAAAUGCCUGGUUCUGGUCUACAGUCUUCCAUACAAGGGACACUGAUGUAACCGAGAAAAUGGAUUACUUCUGCGCGUCCACCGUCAUCCUGCACUCCAUCUACCUGUGCUGUGUCAGGACCCUGGGUCUGAAACGUCCAGCCUUUGCUAAUGCCUUUGGGGGUUUUCUGAUCCUCUUCCUGGCCUGCCAUGUCUCGUACCUGACGCUCGUGCGCUUUGACUAUGGCUACAACAUGGCCGCAAACGUGGCGAUCGGCCUUCUCAACCUCUUCUGGUGGCUGGGCUGGUGCGUCAGGAACCAGCAGCGCCUCCCGUACGUGUGGAAGUGCGUGGUGGUGGUGCUGCUCCUUCAGGGCCUGGCGCUGCUCGAGCUGCUGGAUUUCCCGCCCCUCUUCUGGAUCUUCGACGCACACGCCAUCUGGCACAUCAGCACCAUUCCUGUCAACGUCCUCUUCUACAGUUUCCUCCGUGACGACAGCCUGUACCUCUUGAAGGCGAACUCGGACAUUCUGAAAAUAGACUAAAGUUGUCGGGGGGGGCCUGCCGUGCGGAGAGGAGCUGUCCCCUCUCUGACAUGCGAGACCUUCUGAGCGCCUUUCCCAGCAGCAUGCCGGGUCUCAAGCCAGCUGCUCUCGAGAAGCGGUGAUGUUGUGCUCUUUCAUCGAGUCCCUGUCCGGAAUCUGUGGCCGUGCUGAGACCUGCUCUCUGCCUUCUUUGACUCCUGGGUGCACCAGAAUCCUGGGUAAACGUCACCCUCCGCCAGCUGAGUUUUGUUUCCUCUUUUCUUGCCUUCAAAAGUUUUUAAUUCUAAUCCCAUGACUCGUUCUAUUAGAACAUCAACGAUCCAUCUCGCCCACACGCUCCCCCCCACACACUGUAAUUAAUGCUCUUCUGUGCUACCGGGCAACAUGGUGUGUUUCCGUUU
This is a messenger RNA of Trachemys scripta elegans, 1404 nucleotides long. RefSeq names its product post-GPI attachment to proteins phospholipase 3 (gene PGAP3). Gene Ontology annotation, biological process: GPI anchor biosynthetic process. Gene Ontology annotation, molecular function: hydrolase activity, acting on ester bonds. NCBI's taxonomy places the organism in Eukaryota, Metazoa, Chordata, Testudines, Emydidae. The coding region runs from base 29 to 1003 and encodes 324 amino acids. The transcript is spliced from 8 exons. Gene Ontology annotation, cellular component: endoplasmic reticulum membrane. The record is from RefSeq and is a predicted model, not a curated record.